AUGGCCUCCUCCGACAACUGGAUAUUGCUCCGGCGGCUAAAGACGGCGGUAAAGAAGAUCAAAUUCCUCUUAAACUUCAACAUUCACCAAUUUCUCUUAACCAAUCGCCGCCUCAGUUUCAACCAGCCGCCGCAGGGACUGAUCGUAUGCAUGGACCAAGAACCCGAAUCGGAGUCGUUAGGACCGUUGUUGAGAACCGCAAGCGGACUCUCCGGCGCCGGCGGACAAUCCGAUGACGAUAUUGACAAUAAAGCUGAUAUUUUUAUAUCUAAUUUCUAUCGCCAGCUCCGAAUUGAAAGACAGAUUUCCCUUGAGCUCCAUUACUGCAGGGGAAAUAGUUUCAGUUCUGUUUCUGCCUAG
Messenger RNA from Impatiens glandulifera, 360 nucleotides. RefSeq lists its product as uncharacterized. NCBI's taxonomy places the organism in Eukaryota, Viridiplantae, Streptophyta, Magnoliopsida, Ericales, Balsaminaceae. The record is from RefSeq and is a predicted model, not a curated record. The transcript has a single exon. Bases 1 to 360 code for a protein of 119 amino acids.